Messenger RNA from Gryllus bimaculatus (two-spotted cricket), 4243 nucleotides. The record is from the annotation of a GenBank genome assembly. Lineage: Eukaryota; Metazoa; Arthropoda; Insecta; Orthoptera; Gryllidae.
CAAAAUAUUCGUAAUCCAUCCCCUUCCAUCGCAUCCACAUUUAAUUAUAAGACACAUUCAUUCAUAUUCUGUAAUGAAGGAGAUUGCAAAACUUAUUUUUGAACCUGUUAGACGUGUUGUGGUGUGUGUGUGGUCCAAUAAUGCUUGUAAUUGAACUUCUGUAAUCUUAAUGGCUUCAUGGGUUGGAUAGCAUUUCUGUUUAGCCUUCUGCACAUCCACAUAGCUGGGAUAUAAUUUGCAUUUUCUUUCUUUCAUUGAUAGUCUUACAAUAUUGUAUUGGGUUUUAGACAGCUUGACUUGGACCACAACUGACAUGGUUUCCUCUUUUUACUUUGAAAUUCUCGUGGAUACUUUAAUGCCUUUGUUGGGGUGGUUAAUGUAACAUUUUAACCACUUUUGCAGCAUCCGUUUUUCUAUGAGUUCGUAAACUCAUCUGCAUCCCAUACGAUAGUUCUUCCGGUGAAUAUACUUCUCUCAUUUCUUCAGUCCUACGUUUAGUGCGCUCAUUGGAAACAGUGAAACCCACUUUUGAACGACCCGUAGAAACAGUUGACGAUCGAGGACCAAAACUUUUAUAAAACGAUACAUUUUCCUUGAGCCACUUUUCAUUUUUUGUCAAGAAUGUAUCAAAUGUACUGGUCACUGCUUGCCAUUUGUUUUUAAAUUUGAACACUGACUUCGGAAAAAUCUUUCCUCGUUUCAGAUAUAGCUCUAACACCGCAGUUAUUCAUUUUUGACAAUUCAGCCUCUAUGAAUAACAAUUUUUCAGAAGAAUUGGCUUCAUUUCCCACAUUUUGGAGCAAUAGAAAUAUUUCCCUACAACUAUACAAUAUAACAUGGACCCUGUGACAUUUUACAGAAAGUAACUAUACUGUUAUGCAUAAAACGCACAGAAAGCAUUAUGGCUGUGAUUGUAUUUCUUCUUUCAGAAAUUUUUAGCUCCUGCGAUAUCACAUCUCAAACUCGAUAUUAAACGAGACAACAAAGGCAUUGGUCAGUCACUUCACUCGCAUUCCGUUUAACUGACAUACCGGCGGCAUAACAAUAAGCCUUGAUUACACCUCAUAUCCCAAUAUUGGUACCAAUGGGCGUAAAUCUCGGAGGGAUUUAAACGAGGCAUAUAACAAAUUUAAUUAAGAUGUUUCACUGGCGCUUUGGGUACUUCAUCUAUGUUUUAACAUAAAUCUUGAGUAGAGUACUAAAUAUUAUUUAUUCAAUAGAUCAAAAUUCCAAAAUCCCACCUCCAGACAAUCUGAUUCAACCCGGGGUCAGUGGUCGCGAACACAUACCAACCACAAACGUUUCCUUCUAUAAUUGUAUGGUACCAAAGACUGCGAUGUAUAUAGUACGGUGUAACCAAGCGUUUGUUCGUAAAUGUGGUUAGUGUGUUGCUCAUACUCUUUUCUAUUGUGUCAGCCAGGUGGUAGCAGAGCUUGCUGAACCUGCCUCGAUGGUGGUAGACAGAUACCGAGCCGACUGUCAACUUUUCGAGACAAUUGGAGAGAGAAGGGCAAGUGCGGAGUGUGUUCAUUAAAUGCGUGUAUGCUUUUUAUCCGUAUUCAGGAUUCAACCAGUUGUGGAAAUUCAAGUGUACAUUCGUAACUAUCGUAUUUUCUAAACCGUCGUUAUUUCGUUCAAUCUUUCUUACGUAAGUUUGCCUUUGUGAGAGUAAUCUUUUUUGUGAAGACUGCCUUCCAAGUAUUGAACGUGCUUUUAAACAAUUGAAAUCGCUCUGUUGAUACUGAAGAAAUCAUUAUUGCUCCCAUGAAAUAAUAUUGACAGUAGUGGUGCCUGAAAAUCUUAUGUGUACGAAUAGUAGUGUUUAAAUAUGUCUGAAAACAGAGAAGAGGUCCUAGCCGAUUUUCAGGCAUGCACUGGUAUUGAAGAUGUUGGAGAAGCAAUUUUACAUUUAGAAGAAACUAAUUGGGAUCUUUUAAGAGCUAUCAAUCGUGUAAUGCCCCAAGAGACCCAGACUUUGCCAUCUGAGAUGGACUCGGAUGUAGAAAUGAUAGAGGAGAUUAAACAGUCACCAUCCAGCCCUGUUAGAGCCAAUCCUGAUGUAGCAGUACUUCCUCUAGGUGGAACAAAUUAUGGAGGUCCCUUUCGAGUUCCUGAUAGUAUGAGUGCUGAUGUUAUUCCACUGCCAUCCACUUCCCAGGGAAAGGACAGCAGGCUUUUACAAUUCCAUGUUCACUUCAGGGAUCGAGUAGUUGAUUUAGAAAUCACAGAUACUGGAACAGUUGGUGAUUUGAAAAAUUUGUUGGCAAUUGAAGUGGGAUUAUUACCAUGUCAACAAAACUUAGAAGGAUGGAAGAGCAAUCCAAAAUCAGAUUCAGUGACAUUAGGAAGUAUGAACUUACCCAAAGAAAAUAUACUCUUUCUAAUGCCUCCAGACUAUGAAGAUGUUGAAUUGCCAACUGAAUCAAGCCUAUCUGAACGUCUGACUCAAACAUAUACAUUAAAUGUGUAUGCUGAUUCUAAGAAAAAAACAUUCAAUUUGAAAUUUCUGGGCUCAAAACCUGUUUUAGAAGUAAAAUCAGAUGUAUACACCUUAACUGAUAUUCCCGUUAGACAUCAAGUGUGGACUGGUUGGCCACCCGAAUUGACUUCCGAUAAAACUACUUUGGCUUGCUCAGGAAUAAAUUAUCCCGUUCAUGAAUUUACAGUCAAAAGAGCGCCGGGAUCAGAACAUACAGGCCGAGAGAAAAGAAAAGUUAUUGUGGAUUUAGUAGAUAGUGACAACAGCUCUGUGGAGGAAUUUGAAGAUGCUUCGGAAACCUUUACUGUGGAAGAUGACAUAUUUGUGGAUGUAGAAACAAAGAAGAUUCAACCUCUUAUUCCAGAUAAUGUGGAAGAUGAGACUGCUGGGUGCAUACACUUUGCUGAUCAAUUUACUCAUCGGUACGGGGAAUGUCACCCAGAAUUCUUCCCUGGUUCUUUGGAUGAUGCUGUCAAAGAAGCUUGUAUGAAACCUGCCAGAGAUAGACGACUUUUGGCAAUCUAUCUACAUCAUGAUGCUAGUGUAUUAACCAAUGUCUUCUGCACGCAGUUACUUGGUUAUGAAUCUGUGUUGCAAUAUCUCAACACUCAUUUUGUGGUGUGGGGUUGGGAUCUCACUCAUGAAUCCAACAAACAAAAGUUUUUAUCUUCAGUUACAAAAACUCUAGGAAAUGUAGCAGCUAUGACAAUUCGAAAUAUAGAUGUUGAAAGAUUACCAGCAUUAAUAAUAAUCAUGAGAAUGCGUUCCACUACAGAGAUUUACACUGUUGUUCACGGAAAUCUGGGUGUGAAUGAGCUUCUGACGAGUCUCAUCCAAGCCGUGGACGUCUUCACAGAACAACAAAGGUUGGAGACUCGUGAAGAGGAGGAACGGGCUGCACGAGAGCUGGUUAAACGUGAGCAAGAUGCAGCCUAUCAACAGUCAUUAGAGGCUGACAGAGCUAAAGAGGAGGCAAAACGUAGGCAAGAGAUGUUAGAGCAACAGGAGACACAAGAACGUGAAAUCCGACGACAAGAGGAAGAACAGCUGAGAGAGGCUCAUCGAUUGGAAGUUCAGUCAAAAUUGCCUCAAGAACCUUCAGAAGAUGGGGGUGAUGAUAUAACUAAAAUUAGAUUUCGUUUGCCGAAAGGGGAGACAAUUGUUCGUCGUUUCAGUGCUGUUACCCCCUUGAAGGUGUUAUUAGAUUUCCUCCUAGUACAAGGGUAUCCCAGCACUGAAUACAAAGUGAUUUCCAGUUGGCCCCGAAGAGAUUUGACUCUCCUGGAUCCAAGCUCUACUCUAUUAGACUUGAAAUUGUGUCCUCAAGAAACUGUUAUUUUAGAAGAACGAUAACUUUAGGUCAUUCUGUUAAGUUUUUAUUAACUUUAUGCUUGGAGUAAUGAUAUAAUACUUUCAUACCCGAUUUCACCACAACUGAUUUUGUCCUUUUUUAUAUGCCGAAGUAUAUUGUUUCAAGAAUGAACAUUAUAUGUACAUAUUACAAUGUGAAUAAAACUUUUCACUUCUAGUAUUAUUUAUUUUCAAGAAACAUGAAUAAUGUAAUUUGUGAAAUUUGCCUCACCUCUGAUGUGAAAGCUGUCUUCUUUAAGUUGGAGCUUUUGUUGGACCCAUUGGACCAGGCAGUGAAACAACUGCAACUCUCUACUAAAGCUGUCAUGUAAUAAAGACAAUGUGAUCACACCAGAUUUUGUGUAUUAAAAUACAUGUACAUUAACCACAUGCAACCUUUCCUAAGAAUAACAU